Messenger RNA from Oncorhynchus mykiss (rainbow trout), 1431 nucleotides. The record is from RefSeq and is a predicted model, not a curated record. NCBI's taxonomy places the organism in Eukaryota, Metazoa, Chordata, Actinopteri, Salmoniformes, Salmonidae.
AUGUGUAAACAGAAGCAAAAAGAGAUGGAAGAGGAAAUAGAACAGGAGAGAGAGAUGGAAGAAAAGCAGGAAGUGAUUAAGGAAGCAGAGGAAGAGUACAGGGAAAGAGAAGAGAGAGGAAAGGAAGUAAGCAUGAAGAAACAUGUAGUAGUUAAUGUUAAAGCAAAAGCACGGGAAGUCUUCAAUAGGCGUAAAGAGAGGAGGUUAGAAGUGUUGAAGGGGGAACGAGAACACAUAGAAAGAGGACAACAAAUCAGGAGGGAGAAGGAGGAAAGACGGCUGGAGAUGGAAAGAAAACAGGAGAGGGCAAGACAACAAGAGGAGCAGGAUAAAAAACGAGAGAUUGAAAUUGCUAGACAGAAAGAAAUGUUGAGACUAAGAGAGGAGGAGAGGCAGAGAGAGGAAGAGAGAGAGGAGGAGAGAAAGAAAGCCAUUAAAUGCCUUUUAUCUUUAAUCAGAGAGAGAGAAGAAAUAAUACAGGCAAAAAAAAGAGAGGAGAUGGUGGAAGAGGAAAGAAGGGAGAUCCUUGAGUACAAGAGGGGUGAGUUAGAGGAGGAGGAAAAAGAAGAUGACAAGGAGGACAUUCUCCCACCCGAUAAAAGUAUCCGAAGGAGAGCCGUGGGCUGGGUGAAUAAAAAAUGGGAGAAGAGGAACCUCAGAAAGAUAGAGAGAACGUAUCAGAGAGAGGCUGAGGAGGGCCAUAAGAUCGUCCACAUAGCCAUCCCUGGACACACAAGGCUAACAUCCACCAUGACCCGGGCAGAGAGAGAGAGGGAGAAGAGGAAGGAGCUGCUGAAGGCUGAGGAGAGAAGGAAGAAGAUGGAGGAUUUCAAUAAGCAGUGGAGAGAGCGGUCCCUGCUUAAAAAACAGACUCAUCAACAACUGAAGGAGGAGAGGGAGAGGAUGAAGGAAAACUACCUGGAGCAGAUGAAUCUGGAGGCUGAUGCUCAAAUCAACAACCGGUGUCUAACCACCCAACACAGCCACGAUUACAACCACGGUCAGGAGUUGCCCUGGGUCGCCACAGGCCAACAAGUAAGCCAAGAGCCCACUGGAUCUGCUGAUGGCCACCAGGAAAGGCCAAGGAGGCAACAGGCAUGGGCAGAGAACCAGGAGGGGAGUUCAGAGAACCAGCAGGAGGGGCCAGAGAACCAUCAGGGGGGGCCAGACAGCCAGCAGCUAGAAGCUCCAGAAGAGGUUGAAACAUCAGAGCGAAUAUCCAAGACAAAGAAAAAGCCAAGCAUCUGGAAGAAAAUUAGGAUGAGUCAACAAGUGAUGAGCCAGAUCAACCAAUCAACGUCACUGCAGCUGUUCUACCCACCACCCCCACUGCUCUUCCUCCACCACCAACCUCAUCCUCUUCUCCUGUUCAACUCAUUUGUCGCCCCACUAGAAAGGACUAGUGCAUACAGUUGAUGUCGGAAGUUUACA